UGGCCCUCGUCUGAUUUCACAGCUCGUCCUUGUUUGGCCUCAGCUGCAUCAGAGCGCCACUUCUCCCCAGGUUCACCAGAGGAAACACCACUGCACAAAAUGCUUUUCCUCCCAGCUGCUGCUCUGUGUUGUCUGUGUUCAGCGCUGGUUGCCAUGGCAGCAGAGCUGAUUCAGGAUGAUUUAACAUUGACCAGGAGAGCUGGUGAAAACGUCUCCUUCAGCUGUGGAGAAACUGACCAGUGUGAGAGUAAUUAUGUAUACUGGUACCAGAAGAAAGACACAGAAACAUUCAUAAGGAUUCUUCGUAUUGGCAGGACAAAGGGUACCAUAAAGAAAACUUACAAUCAUUCUCAGGAAGAUGAUUUCUCAGCUGUAAAUAAACAGAACGGCUGUGAGUUAGAGAUCCAGAGAGUUAAUAUCUCACAUUCAGCCACCUACUACUGCUCCUGCUUUAAAGGGAAACUCUACUGGAUCUUUGGCUCUGGAACUAAACUGUAUGUAGAUGAGCAGGUAGUGAAGCCCGUGGUGAGCGUGUACCCAGCAGCAUCCAGAGCCCACCUGGAGGGGAAGAGCUCCCUGCUGUGUCUGGCCUCAGCCAUGUCUCCUCCUGUGGUCCAGUUCUCCUGGAAAAGACAGAAGAAGAAUGGCACGCUGGAGGAUCUGCAGCCUGCUGAGGGAGAGCAGCUGGAGCUCAGAGAGCCAGGACGCACCGUCGCCAUCAGGGUGGUUGAUCGGGAUGCUCUCUACACAUAUAAAUACCGCUGCUACGUCAAGCACGAGGGGGAAACAGUGGAGGCCCAAACAGAACAAGAGGUUGCUUCUCUUCUUCCACCAUCACCAGCUCCACCAGCAGCUCCACCAGCAGAUCCACCAGCAGCUCCUGUCCCGUCUCAGUACCAGGUGAAGCUGCUCUGUGUGCUGUACACAGUGCUGAUAGUGAAGAGUCUGGUGUACUGCUGUGGACUCUCUCUGCUGAUGAUCCUCAGAAACAAGGGACCGUCCACCAACUGCACACAUGCUGACUGACUGUUUUCUGCUCGCUUUACCCACCAUCACAUCUCAUCAAUUCA
Messenger RNA from Thunnus maccoyii (southern bluefin tuna), 1070 nucleotides. Its product is annotated as immunoglobulin lambda-1 light chain-like. The record is from RefSeq and is a predicted model, not a curated record. Bases 100 to 1026 code for a protein of 308 amino acids. NCBI's taxonomy places the organism in Eukaryota, Metazoa, Chordata, Actinopteri, Scombriformes, Scombridae. The transcript has 5 exons.